Molecule: messenger RNA, 1269 nt
Organism: Hylaeus volcanicus
Lineage: Eukaryota; Metazoa; Arthropoda; Insecta; Hymenoptera; Colletidae
Product: queuosine salvage protein
Exons: 6
Coding region: 106-1116 (336 amino acids)
Source: RefSeq, a predicted model, not a curated record
UAUGUUGUCGAGGCGACAGGCGUUCUCAGUGGCUGUCAGGCAGUGAUUAAUUUAAUAUUUACUGAUUAAUUUUUAAUUAGACGAACUGUAAUAUUAUAUGUAACAAUGACUCUAAUGCCGAGAGAAUCCGGCCAUCAAAUAGCAAUGCUAUCUAAAAAUGUUUUCCUCCAAGAAUUAGGAAUUAAAAAUAUAACCUAUGUAAUUUUAGAAGACCUCAAGAAUCGGAGAAUAAAUACAAACAAUUUUUCCCAGUUUCAAUUUCAUCCUUCUCCCGAAGAUCACGGGGCUGUCGAUUGGAUAUUCGUCUUAGAUACAUUGAAUUAUUCGUUUUGGAGCAAAUCGGAUUCUCCAAAGUGGACCGUCAAUGGCCAGACAGGAUAUUUUGCAUUGUGUGCUUCUAUUAAGAGGGCGAUGGAUGAGGGAAAACCUAUAAUCGACCCAAAGUAUUACUCUCGCAUAACAAGGUGCGACGCCGAGCAGAUUUUUCGGGGCGAUAAUACAGCUACCAUUCCACUUUUAGACGAAAGAAUAAAGUCAUUGCGAGAAGCUGGAAAGAUUUUGUUAGAAAACUAUCAAGGCACCUUCACGGAAUGUAUCAAAUUGUGUUCAGGUUCAGCGGAAAAGUUGCUGAAACUUAUCGUGAACGAAUUUGUAUCGUAUCAAGACGAGGCUGACUACCAAAAUCUUCGAGUAAGUUUCUACAAGAGGGCACAAAUAUUGGUGGCCGAUAUUUGGACUUGUUUCAACGGAGAGGGAAUAGGUGAAUUCCACGAUAUAGACUAUAUCACGGCAUUCGCUGAUUACCGUAUUCCUCAAGUUCUCUUGCACUUUGGGGUGUUACGUUAUAGCAGUGGACUGCUAUAUAGGCUUCAGUGCGAUGAAGAGUUAGAAAACGGCGGGGAUGACGAAAUUGAAAUUCGCGGAUGCUCGAUAAGGGCUGUCGAGUUGAUGAAGGAGGAAUUGAGAUAUUUGAUUGGUCGCGAUCCGAAUCUAAACUUAGAGAAAACAGAUGUCAACGAGAUAUCGAUAGAUCACUAUUUAUGGAAUUAUCGACGGGAUCACGCCGCUGAGCUAGACCGUAUACCGUUCCAUAAAACGAGAUGCAUAUAUUACUGAACAUUUCACGCAUUCCUAUCAUCCUAACGUUUCCAAAAUCUUUUUGGAAACUCAACUAUUUUUGCGAUUAAUAACAGGUAAUACUAUUGUAAGACGUUUGCAGUUUAACGGAUUCAUGUAUUUUCGAACGUUCGAAUAAAACUGAGCCACCGU